AUGGCUAGUUGGCGCCAGCUAGAUUCCAGCGACAUCACGGGUGUGAUGCGCGUCGCGGACACAAUUCAUGCCGCCUUACCAGAGAAUGAACAUGUCUUCGCAGAGCGCAUCGCGCUUUUCCCAGAGGGCUGCCUUGGGCUCGUGGAAAACGGCGAGAUUUGUGGAUACGCCAUCUCGUUUCCCAUCCGGCGCCGUGAACCACCCGCACUCAAUGGUAUACUGGGAGAAAUAGCGCCCGACGCGGACCAGUACUACGUCCACGACGUCUGCGUGCUGCCAAUGGCUCGGGGGCGUGGAUUUGCUGCGCUGGGCAUCGGCAAGCUGCUAGCGAUUGCAGAGAGAUACCCCUCCGCGUGCCUGGUGUCAGUUUACGGUACGGCCUCGUUCUGGGGCCGGUAUGGCUUCUUGCCGCCAUCGAACAACGUGAGCGAGGUUCUGCUGAAAAAGGUGCGUGGCUAUGGAGAUGAGGCUGUUUACCUCGAGCGAGAAAUAGACCAGUGA
This is a messenger RNA of Truncatella angustata, 501 nucleotides long. RefSeq lists its product as uncharacterized. Gene Ontology annotation, molecular function: acyltransferase activity, transferring groups other than amino-acyl groups. Bases 1 to 501 code for a protein of 166 amino acids. The record is from RefSeq and is a predicted model, not a curated record. Lineage: Eukaryota; Fungi; Ascomycota; Sordariomycetes; Amphisphaeriales; Sporocadaceae. The transcript has a single exon.